This is a messenger RNA of Metschnikowia bicuspidata var. bicuspidata NRRL YB-4993, 1395 nucleotides long. RefSeq lists its product as uncharacterized. The transcript has a single exon. The record is from RefSeq and is a predicted model, not a curated record. Lineage: Eukaryota; Fungi; Ascomycota; Pichiomycetes; Serinales; Metschnikowiaceae. The coding region runs from base 1 to 1395 and encodes 464 amino acids.
AUGGUGAACGCGCUCCCGCCCAUCGUCAUUGACAAUGGCCUGAGCACUACGCGUGCUGGGUUUGCCCUGGAGGAAUUGCCUUCGCUUGUAUUCAACACCAACUACGUGGUAGGCUCUGACGGAACACCUGCGUUUGGCGAUGAGGCCAUUGUCGAGAACGCCGGCGCCGAUGUGAUGACAAUCAUGGACGAUGGCGUCGUGUACAACACCGACAACGCCCGGCACAACUGGGAUCACGUGUUCCGGAACUUGGAUGGCAGCAAUGGUGCCAACGCCAGCGAGCACGCGCUCAUGGCCACCGAAAACGUAUGGACUGCGAACAAGACGCGUGCCCAGAUGGCGCAGAUUGCGUUUGAAGACUUCCAGGUACCCCUCUUUUCAUUGGUCAAGACACCGUUGGCCCAGCUCUACCAGAUGGGCCGGUCCAGUGGCUUGGUCAUUGAUGUCGGCAGCGCUGUCGCGUCCGUGACGCCGAUUUUAGACGGUAUUAUCCAGCAGAAAUCGAGCUUCCACUCCAAGUACGCUGGUGACUUCCUUAGCUUGCAUUGUUUGCGCAGCUUGGAGGCCAAGUUGAGUGCCCCGGGUACCCAGCUUGACUACACAAAGUUGAUGCCAUCGCAGUUCCAGACCAGCGCCCUCUCGGAGUCGUUCAAGCAGUACCACGUCACACAACAUCUCUUGGGCCACUUCAAGCACACUAUGCUUUCCACGGCAGAAGCGCCACCCGGAAUGCCAGCUUCGAACUCAUAUUACCCGCUGGCGCCCCACCAGCGUCCUGCGCUGUUCCAACUUCCAGAUGGCACCCACGUCUCGUACACUGACCAGGAGCUUACGAACUUGACAGAGCCGCUAUUUGUACCACAUGCGUACCCCUUGGCCGGCCUCACGCUCCCAGAGCCUGCUUUCAACAAAGCUGGGUCACACGGUGUCUCGAACUUGGCCUUGUUUUCCAUCAAGAACUUGGAAGCCGCGUUUUUGGCUUCCAUGGGUAGCGAAAGCCAAGGCGCCAACGCCAGUGCACGGUUUAACGAAAUCUUGCGCCAACUUUUCAGCAGCACUUUAAUCACGGGAGGCACUGCAUUGGUGCCAGGCUUUGCUGAUCGCGUUUGCGGCGACCUCAGUCGAACGGCGCCACAGCUUUUGCCCGGGUAUAUUGUCACAGGAUCAUACAAGCUAUACAUCAGCCCAUUGCGGAACCACAACACAGGCAGCCUCAACGACAUCUUCGACAAGAAAUUCGGGGCAUGGCUUGGCGCGGCCAACUUGGCGUCGAUGCUCCGGGAGAACACCGAGACCGAGUCCUCCAGCAUGGGUAUUGCUCUCGACAACUGGUUUGUGUCGAAGGCCGACUACGAGGAGAUGGGCGAGGACUUGAUUGCUGAGAAGUUCAAGUGA